Rosa chinensis is the source of this 2472-nucleotide messenger RNA. RefSeq names its product threonine--tRNA ligase, mitochondrial 1. The record is from RefSeq and is a predicted model, not a curated record. Gene Ontology annotation, cellular component: chloroplast; mitochondrion; cytoplasm. The transcript has 20 exons. NCBI's taxonomy places the organism in Eukaryota, Viridiplantae, Streptophyta, Magnoliopsida, Rosales, Rosaceae. Gene Ontology annotation, molecular function: threonine-tRNA ligase activity; ATP binding. Gene Ontology annotation, biological process: threonyl-tRNA aminoacylation. Bases 33 to 2216 code for a protein of 727 amino acids.
AUAAAUCUUCGUGAGGCCCAAACUGUGACUACAUGCUGCAAUGCUCUAAAACCUGGAUAUCAACAGCAGCCGCUUUCUCAUAUUCUCUUCUCCGCCGUAACUCUCCCUCAUUCUCCACUUUGACUCCGCCGCCGUACCGGAAAGACUUAUCUUUCUCCUUCCUACAACCACCGCCGGCCGCCGCCAUGGUGCCCCACCCCAAAGACGACGCUUACCUCGAUAGCGUAAUUCCCAAGCGAAUCCAGCUCUUCGAGGCCAUCCAGGCUCAGCAGCUCGCCCACCGCCAGUCCCUCCCUUCCGAUCCAAUCAAGAUUACGUUGCCGGACGGGAAGGUGAAGGAGGGGAAGACGUGGGUGACUUCGCCGUUCGACGUUGCGAAGGAGAUUUCGAAGAGCUUGGCGUCGAAUGCCUUGAUUUCUGAGGUCAAUGGGGUACUGUGGGACAUGAGCAGGCCUUUGGAGGGUGACUGUGAGCUCAAGCUGUUCACAUUUGACAAUGAUGAAGGCAGGGACACUUUCUGGCAUUCUAGCGCGCACAUUCUCGGACAGGCUCUUGAGGUGGAGUACGGGUGCAAGCUGUGUAUUGGUCCCUGCACCACCAGAGGAGAGGGUUUCUAUUAUGAUGCAUUUUAUGGUGAUUUGGGGUUGAAUGAGGAUCACUUCAAGCAAAUUGAAUCAGGAGCAGAUAAGGCUGUUAAGGCCAAACAGCCAUUUGAGCGCAUUGAAGUAACAAGGGAUCAGGCACUUGAGAUUUUUUCUGAUAACAGGUUCAAGGUUGAAAUCAUCAAUGAUCUUCCUGCUGACAAAACUAUCACCGUCUACAGAUGUGGCCCCUUGGUUGACUUGUGUCGUGGACCGCACAUACCAAACACAUCAUUUGUCAAAGCAUUGGCGUGUUUGAAGGCUUCUUCUGCCUACUGGAGAGGAAAUAAAGAUCGUGAAAGCUUACAGAGAGUUUAUGGAAUAUCUUAUCCUGAUAAGAAAAGUUUGCAGUUAUAUCUCAAGCGUCUGGAAGAAGCAAAAAAAUAUGAUCAUAGAUUGUUAGGUACAAAGCAGGAGCUGUUCUUUAAUCACCCACUUAGUCCAGGAAGUUGGUUCUUCCUGCCCAAUGGCACCCGGAUUUAUAACAAGCUCAUGGAGUUUAUAAAAAAUCAAUACAGAGAGAGAGGAUACCAAGAGGUUAUAUCGCCAAACAUGUACAAUAUGCAACUUUGGGAAACAUCUGGUCAUGCUGCAAAUUACAAGGAGAAUAUGUUUGUCUUUGAGAUUGAGAAACAGGAGUUUGGAUUGAAGCCAAUGAAUUGUCCGGGGCAUUGUUUAAUGUUUCAGCACAGAGUUCGUUCUUAUAGAGAGCUUCCUCUUCGACUGGCUGACUUUGGGGUUUUGCACCGGAAUGAGGCCAGUGGUGCACUCACUGGAUUAACUCGUGUCAGGAGAUUCCAGCAGGAUGAUGCUCAUAUCUUUUGCAGGGAGUCACAAAUAAAAGAUGAAGUUACGGGCGUCUUAGACUUCAUCCAAUAUACCUAUGAUAUAUUUGGCUUCACUUUUGAUCUGAAGCUAUCAACAAGGCCAGAAAAGUACCUUGGAGAGAUAGAAACAUGGGAGAAAGCUGAGGCAGCUCUUACAGAAGCAUUAAAUGAGUUUGGCAAACCCUGGCAGAUAAAUGAAGGGGAUGGUGCAUUUUACGGACCAAAGAUAGAUAUCAGUGUAUCUGAUGCAUUGAACAGGAAGUUUCAGUGUGCAACAUUACAGCUUGAUUUUCAGCUACCUGCUCGCUUUGAGCUGUAUUACUCAGCAGAGGGUGAAGAAGGCAAGAGGGAGGCACCUGUUAUGAUACACAGAGCCAUUUUGGGUUCUGUUGAGCGUAUGUUUGCUAUACUGUUGGAGCACUACAAGGGGAAAUGGCCAUUCUGGCUUAGUCCACGUCAGGCAAUUGUUUGCCCUGUCUCGGACAAAUCCCAGCCCUAUGCUCAGCAGGUCCGGGACAAGAUCUUUCAGGCUGGUUAUUUUGUUGAUGUUGACACAAGUGAUAGGACAAUACAGAAAAAGGUACGAGAAGCUCAGAUGGCACAGUACAACUACAUUCUAGUUGUUGGUGAGGAGGAAGUCAAAACUGGACAGGUGAGCGUACGGGUUAGAGAUAAGGCAGAUUCCAACGUAAUGAGCAUGGAUAGCCUACUCAAACACUUUAAGGAGGAAGUUGAAGCUUUUCACUAGAAUUUCUUUUGAAGAAUGCUCAAAGUAAUUGUAGACUUCUAUCGGAUGAACAACACAUGAGGGCUUUUGUGAUCUCACUGAAACUGUAUUAAUUCCUCUCUGAUAUCCUAGUACUACAAUGGAUUAUACAGUGUAAUUUACGUUUUGCAGAUUCAAAUGUAGUUAUAGCUUUUGCCAUCUUGUGACUUGUGCACUACGCUUGUGUGCUCGUUAAUUUUUUGUCGUAAUCAACAUGUAUUUUGAGUAUUCUAGCUUU